Messenger RNA from Colletotrichum graminicola M1.001, 1242 nucleotides. RefSeq names its product O-methyltransferase. Lineage: Eukaryota; Fungi; Ascomycota; Sordariomycetes; Glomerellales; Glomerellaceae. The record is from RefSeq and is a predicted model, not a curated record. Bases 1 to 1242 code for a protein of 413 amino acids. The transcript has 3 exons. Gene Ontology annotation, molecular function: O-methyltransferase activity.
AUGGGAUCUAUCCCCGAGAGCAUUCCACUGGACAUCUCCGUCGCUACUCGAGCCAAUGAGGCCAAGAGCGUGGCUGAACUGUGCAACGCCAUAGGCCUGCUCGGCAAAGGGUACUCCCAGAACAAGGAGGAGGACCGCCUCCAGCUCCUGAAGCAAGCGAGAUCUCUGUUGCAGGCCCUCGAAACACCGCGGGAGACCAUGAUCAAACAUUGCUGGGCCCAGCCCGCCGCCAACAUUCUCAUCGCCACGGGCAUCGAGUCGGGUCUCUUCAGCUAUCUGGCCCAGAACCCCGGCCCAAAGCGGGUAGAUCAAGUGAGCAAAGCACUUCGGUUCGAUCAAGAUGUCCUUGCUCGCGCGAUGCGUCAUCUUGGGUCGAUGGGAUACUUGAAGGAAGUCGGCGCGGACGAGUAUGAGGCCACAAACUUUUCCAAGUCUCUGAGCCUGCCCGUUAUUUCAGGGGGCUAUACCUGCAUCGUCGGCGGCUGUUGGCCUACGUUUAGCAACUUUCCGGCCUACCUCAAGAAGCAUGACUGGUCCAUCUCGGCCGACCCGGCAGACGGUCCGCUGCAGGACGUCGUCGGCAAGGACAAGAACUUCUUCCAGCACAUGAUGGCCAACUACCCGAACGGCGAGUUCAAUAACCACAUGGCCGGAUACAGGCAGGGCAGGCCGUCUUGGAUGGACGACGGCUUCUUCCCGGUCGCCGAAAAGCUCAUCCGAGGCGCAGACACCUCCGCGGACGCGGCUUUCCUCGUCGACAUCGGCGGCAGCCUCGGCCACGACCUCGACGAGUUCUGCCGCAAACACCCCAACGCACCCGGCCGGCACAUCCUCCAAGACCUCCCUCCUGUCCUUGCCCAGGUGCAGAACAUCGAUCGCAAGAUCGAGCCAAUGGCGUACGACUUCCACACGGAGCAGCCCAUCAAGGGGGCCAGGGCCUACUACAUGCACUCAGUCCUGCACGACUGGACGGACGAUGUGGGCAAGAGCAUUCUGUCGCGCAUCACGGCGGCGAUGAAGCCCGGCUACAGCAAGCUCCUGGUCAACGAGAACGUGCUGCCGCCGACGGGUGCCAACUGGCAGACGACGGCGCUGGACAUCAUGAUGAUGACGCUCUUCUCGGCAAGGGAGAGGACGGAGGAGCAGUGGCGCUGUCUGCUGGAGCCCGCGGGGCUCAAAAUCGUCAAGAUCUGGACCAAGGGGGAGGGCGUGGAAAGCCUCAUCGAGUGCGAGCUGGCAUGA